This is a messenger RNA of Tetrahymena thermophila SB210, 603 nucleotides long. RefSeq lists its product as hypothetical. NCBI's taxonomy places the organism in Eukaryota, Ciliophora, Oligohymenophorea, Hymenostomatida, Tetrahymenidae. The record is from RefSeq and is a predicted model, not a curated record. The transcript has a single exon.
AUGAGAAGAGGAGGUGGAGACGCUGGAGAAAAUCCUAGAGGAAAAUAAAAUUUAUAAUUUAAUAUGCCUGUCCCUAAAUUUUUAUAGUAGCUAAAAGAUUCGGUGUUAACUUCUGAGUAGAAAAAAACUAAAGAGCUUGAAGAUAGAUUGAAUAGAGAAGAAGAUUUUGAUAUUUAAAAUGCGGUAGUUAUAAGAGAGUAAUAGGAAUAGUAAGAGAAAAAAGAAAUAGAAAAAGUAGAUAUGGAUAAUUUUAAACCUCAAUACGUUAGUAAAUAAGAUAGAAAUGGAUUAGGAGCACUAAAAGAAGAAAUAGAAAAAAAAAAGAAAGAAGAACUUAAAAAAAAAUAAUUGUAAUUGAAAAAAAUGGAUGAAGAAAAGUAAAAAAAAGACAAAACAGAAAGUAAAGGUAGCAAAGAGGGCACAGAUAAAAGCAGUAAAAGUGAAUAAAAGACUUCAUCAGCAUCUUAAAGCAGCGUGCUAAAUUAAAAAAGAAGGUCUAUUGAAGAAGCAAUAAAAAACCUUGAAAAAGAAACUACAAUAAAAAAGAAGUAAGUAGUUUAGUAAAACUUUCUAUCUUUUAAUGAAGAUGAAGAGGAUGAGUGA